CUUACCAGUUCGCCACGGCAGAAAAAGAAAAAGAAAAAAAAAAUCCCCCCUCUCUUUCGCCCCGACAGAACUUGGGGCGAUUGCGGGCACGGAAACCCUAGCGCCCCGCCGCCGCCGCCACAUCGUUGCCGCCAAAGCCUCCUCGUUCUCCGCUGCCAAGUUCUUCUCGUUCUCCUCCACCAGAGGCUGCGGCUGCGCCGACCCACCAUCUGCAGAUCCAUGCCGCGGCCGCCCUCCAUCGUUUCCUUCCGGCCGGACGCCCUGGCACCCUCCCCGCGCCCCGUCUUCCCCGAAUGGGUCUUGCUCGACAAGACCGGUCUUAUCUCCGUCGACCGGAACGAGACCACGGCCGAGUGCACGACGAGCGAGGGCCAACCCGUGGCGGUGUCCUUCUGGCUCGUCGACGCGCCGGAUGUCUCCUCUUUCUCCGUCGACUGCCCCGGCAUCCCAGAGAAAGACUUGCACUCCCACCCGCCCUUCAUCAUCUGCGCCGAGGGACCCUUCGUCCUCUUCUGCGUCGUCCUCGACGUCCCUAGUUGGCGCUCUUUCCACCUCUUCCUCUACACAGCUUCUGAGGAGCCGUCACUCCAGCUGCUUCCGGAACCUGCCGAUCACGUGGUUGAGGACUUCGAAAACCAGUACUUUGCAAUCUUGCCCUCUUGCGGCGACCACCACCGUGACUAUGCUGUGGCUUUCCUUGAGUGGGAGUGGCAGUCGGCUGAUAUUGCGUACCCGCAGUACUAUGCUUACGUAUUCUCGUCGAAGAAACGGUCAUGGACCAGGAAGAAGGUUCUGCUGAACCUGCACAAGUCUGAAAAAGCUCUAUUUGUUGAUGCACAUGACAUCACCAAGCAGAUGGCUGUCGGAAGCACCUCACUGGCCUGGGUUGAUUUGAAGCGUGGGGUUAUUCUUCUCUCUGACGUGUUUGACCAGCAGCCAGUCAUCAAGUAUAUCCCGUUCCCCGCGUCAAGGGUCCGCAUUCCUGACGACGAUAGCCGCACCCCUUCCAUUGCUGUUGAGUAUGUUUGUGAUGUCAUUUGCUGCAAGGACCUCAUCAAGUUCGUUGAGAUAGAGUGCGAUGAGUGCAGGAGCAACGGCAGCACUUGGAAAGCAAUCACAUGGAGCAGGAAAGUCUCGUGGGACAAUUGGCGCAAGCUUUACACGGUUGAUGUUGAUGACAUCUCAAUUGAUUCGAGCUAUGCAGCUUUGUUGCCAGAACUGCUAGACAAAAAUACCAAUCAACUUAAGCUGAAGAACCUGAUUUCCCUUGUCCCUACCUUGAGCAUGCAAGAUGAUAAUCUUCUUUACAUGAUGUCCAAGUUGAAGUUUGAAGAAGGGACAUCUUGGAUCAUUGCAGUUGACAUGGAACAUGUGGCUGUGAAGGCAGUAGCCCCGGUUUCUACCAAAACGUCCUGCACUUUCCCCAUGUACUUCCCAUGUUCCUUCCCCAAGUACCUCAACUACAUGACACCAGAGGCAGAUGUGGCUGAUCCAUUCGUCCUGCUGAGUCCCUUGCAAAUUACAGCACCAACAGUGACUGCAGAAGGAUCAUGCCAAAUAGGAGGACUUGAGAAACCAGGCUAUACAAAGGGCUACAACUUGCAUGAAGAAAAAGAAGCAGACAUGCUAAAUCCAGCGAUCGUCCCUCAAGUGCCUCAGCAGAAGAAGAGGAGGAAGAGGGGGGGUAAGAAGAAGAAGAAGAAUCCAGCGGAGGUUCAGGAUGUCCGAUUUGGAUUGUAUUUCAGUUUCAUCCUCAGCAUAUUGACAGCAGCGUCCUUUGCAGCAGUAGUGGCGUAUCGUCUCAUCUCGAUGUCUUAAUAGUCGUUAGCUUUAUAUCUUGUCUAACAAAAAAUAUGACAAGCAGAAGCAUGUUCUGGAACUAGGUGUUGGAUGGUGGUUAAUUUUGGUUGUGGUUGGUUGAUGAACCUGAUCCUUGUUGCUGUGUGUGUGAACGAGAACCUUUUUGUUGCAGUUUGCCUUCAUAAAGGCACUCUUGACAAGUUGGGAAACUUUCUGCAUGAAUCAUGUUUUGCUCUAGAACCUAAGUUUGCUGAAGAAAGGUGCAUGUGAUUGUGUC
Molecule: messenger RNA, 2077 nt
Organism: Brachypodium distachyon (stiff brome)
Lineage: Eukaryota; Viridiplantae; Streptophyta; Magnoliopsida; Poales; Poaceae
Exons: 4
Coding region: 220-1818 (532 amino acids)
Source: RefSeq, a predicted model, not a curated record